Amaranthus tricolor (Joseph's coat) is the source of this 1693-nucleotide messenger RNA. RefSeq names its product peptidyl-prolyl cis-trans isomerase, chloroplastic. Lineage: Eukaryota; Viridiplantae; Streptophyta; Magnoliopsida; Caryophyllales; Amaranthaceae. Gene Ontology annotation, biological process: protein peptidyl-prolyl isomerization. Bases 178 to 1542 code for a protein of 454 amino acids. The record is from RefSeq and is a predicted model, not a curated record. The transcript has 7 exons. Gene Ontology annotation, molecular function: peptidyl-prolyl cis-trans isomerase activity.
AAAAAAUUCAUAAUUUAGAGGAUAGGGACACAUGAAUUUGAGUCUUUCUACUUGAGGGGUACAAAACCUUAUCUAGUAAUCCACAACUUCAUCUUGCUUAUCCUCUCCCAUUUCUUUAUCUCUUUCUCAUUCAAUUUUGAUGUUUUAAAUCUAACACUAUCUUCUUCUGUUGUACCAAUGUCUUCUUUCAUAUGUCACCAUUACUGUUCUUCUCUUUGCACCUCCAAAAAUGCUCUUACUAACAACCCAACUACCCCCUCUCUUAUGGGUUUCUCCAAUUUUGGCAAUAUAACUCGAUUUAGGCACUUGGGUCCUCGAUGUUUUUCUAAAAUUCAUCGACAAAUUCACCCAAAUGAGGAACAAAAAAAGAAGCCAUUUUCGAUUAAGGAAUGUGCAAUUUCAUUAACAUUAGCAUUAGGGUUAAUUACUGGAAUGCCUGCUUUGAAUUGGCAAAAUGAUGCCCAAGCAGUUAGUUCUCCUGCUCCUGCAUUACCGGAACUAGCAGUGCUAAUAUCUGGUCCACCAAUCAAGGAUCCUGAAGCGCUGUUGAGAUAUGCAUUACCCAUUAAUAAUAAGGCCAUUAGAGAAGUUCAGAAACCGCUUGAAGACAUCACCGAAAGCCUUAAGGUUGCGGGUCUCAAAGCUCUUGAUUCUGUUGAGAGAAAUCUGAAGCAGGCAUCUCAAGCACUCAAGAAUGGCAAAAGUUUAAUCAUUUCAGGACUUGCUGAAUCAAAAAAGGAACAUGGUGUAGAAUUGCUCGGCAAGCUAGAAGCGGGAAUGGAUGAGCUUCAACAAAUUGUUGAGGACAAUAAUAGGGAUGGGGUAGCUCCUAAACAAAGAGAAUUGCUUCGAUAUGUUGGUGGUGUUGAAGAGGACAUGGUGGAUGGCUUCCCAUAUGAAGUGCCAGAAGAAUACCGGACUAUGCCGCUUCUAAAGGGAAGAGCAGCCGUUGAUAUGAAAGUCAAGGUGAAGGACAACCCAAAUCUCGAGGAAUGUGUUUUCCGCAUUGUUCUUGAUGGUUAUAACGCUCCUGUAACUGCUGGCAAUUUUGUCGAUUUGGUGGAAAGGCACUUUUAUGACGGCAUGGAGAUUCAGAGAGCUGAUGGCUUUGUUGUGCAAACUGGAGACCCUGAAGGUCCUGCUGAGGGUUUCAUUGAUCCCAGUACCGAAAAACCUCGCACAAUCCCAUUGGAAAUCAUGGCGGAAGGAGAAAAAGUUCCUUUUUAUGGUGAAACUUUAGAAGAACUUGGCUUAUACAAGGCUCAGACAAAGCUUCCAUUUAACGCCUUCGGUACAAUGGCCAUGGCUAGAGAGGAAUUCGAGAACAAUUCAGCUUCGAGUCAAAUAUUUUGGUUGUUGAAAGAAAGUGAGCUGACCCCGAGUAAUGCCAAUAUAUUAGAUGGACGAUAUGCUGUGUUUGGCUACGUAACUGAAAACGAAGAUUUUUUAGCAGAUCUCAAGGUGGGCGAUGUUAUAGAGUCGAUGCAAGUGGUGUUUGGCCUUGAUAACCUUGUCAAUCCAACCUACAAAAUCUCCGGCUAGAUACUCUUGAUUCUUUUAUAUUGUAUAAUGACUACGAUUUCAUUACGAACGAACUUGGAUUGUUCCAAAAAUGUUCAUCUACUUAGGUGGGAUUUCAAUUUAUUGUGAAUUCUGAUUAGAAAUAUAAUUACAUUCCAAUUUGUCUAUAAAA